Messenger RNA from Triplophysa rosa, 1523 nucleotides. RefSeq lists its product as uncharacterized. Gene Ontology annotation, molecular function: GTPase activity; GTP binding. The transcript has 3 exons. The coding region runs from base 288 to 962 and encodes 224 amino acids. Gene Ontology annotation, cellular component: vesicle; trans-Golgi network; Golgi apparatus. The record is from RefSeq and is a predicted model, not a curated record. Lineage: Eukaryota; Metazoa; Chordata; Actinopteri; Cypriniformes; Nemacheilidae. Gene Ontology annotation, biological process: vesicle-mediated transport.
AGCCUAUUUUGUUUGAAAGGCGAUUGAUAAGCUACUUGUCGGAUCCACGGCGCGAUAAAAAAGUCCCACCUCAGUAGACGCUUAUGAGAACUCACCAUUGCAGAAUUGGACAGCAUUUACGCAUCCUCUUUCCAGCAAAACGCACUGUUUUCUUCUUUGCAUUUUAUCACCGACAACCAAAAUGUAGAGAAUCCUGCCAAAAGCCUCUGUAGCAGAAAGUUAAUUUUGUUUUAUACGUUUCACUCUUUUUUGGACUUGACUUUAAAGUAAGGAUUUAGACAGCUGAAAUGCAGCAGGAGCGGUUACUCAAAGUACUUGUCAUUGGAGAUUUAGGUGUGGGGAAAACGUCGAUUAUAAAGCGUUAUGUUCAUCAGGUUUUUUCUCAACAUUACCGCGCAACUAUUGGUGUUGACUUUGCUCUCAAAGUCUUGAACUGGGAUCACCGUACUGUCAUUCGUUUGCAGUUGUGGGACAUUGCGGGACAAGAGAGGUAUGGCAACAUGACACGUGUGUAUUACCGAGAGGCUGUAGGAGCGCUAGUGGUUUUUGAUAUGACCCGGUCUUCCACCUUUCAAGCUGUGUUAAAAUGGAAAAAGGAUCUCGAUUCUAAAGUUGCCCUUGGCAAUGGACGUCCUCUGCCAGCUGUUCUGUUGGCCAACAAGUGUGAACAACAGUCAUACGGUUUAUGUUCUAAAUUGCCUAAACUCGACAACUUUUCGAGGGACCACGGCUUUGUCGGUUGGUACGAGACAUCUGCCAAGGACAACACAAAUAUUGAUGCAGCCAUCAUGUGUCUUGUAAAUAAUAUCAUGGCCAUUGACAUGGAGGAGGUUCCAGCUGAAGCAGACCCCAGUGUACUGAUCCUGCCUGCCUUUGAUUAUAACCUGCAAGAGCGCAGUGGCCCUAGCUGCUCUGUUUGCACCAAAUUCCACUCCAGCAGAAAACCCCACAGUGAAUUAUAGAGAGAGACGGUAAAAAAUAGAGAAAAGUGCAAGAGAGAAAACGGUCACACCCUUUGUUUGGCCUAGUUUGUGCUGAACUAAGCCAUUGUGGGAAAGACGAGACCAUGAAGCUUUAACACUCACAUGCUUUUGCAUUACAAGUGCCAACAAUGUCAUCAAUAAAACAUGCAGCAUUUACCCAAAGUUUUCUCUGAUUAAUGCUUUGUUUUAGACUCAAAACUGUUCAUGUGGUUGUACUUCCUGAGAAUAGCAAUGUAUGCACAUUUGCCUCCAUUUUUUGUGUCUGUUAAAACCUUGCAAAAAAUAGUCUUUCAUAAAAAUGUUUGUGUAUUUGUGUGUUGUAUGGGGAGGCCAAUUGUCCAAUUACGCAAAUUCUUAUUUUUUUCUUGAAAGCCUAUGUCAAUUCAAUUUUUAUGUUAAUUCAAUUUUGAAACAUUUUCAGUAGCAAAGACUUUACAGUUUGUGCCUUAAAAUAAAUUGAGCUAAACAAGUUUUUCAAUAUAAAAAUUACAGUUUCUCCAUUUUCUUUUAUUCAUCUUUUAUGUUUAGACCUAUCUGUUC